AUCAUUCUUGCAUGGCAACGCUACCUAAUCAAAAUGACAGCAAUUCGUUUCACGUGCGGCUUGUUCUACUCUGCUGCAAGGAUCGUUUGGGGAAAAGAUCAUCAGUUUCGCAUCCAAAAAUUUUCGCUGCGGAUUUUCAAAAGAAUGACUUCUAACAGCGAAUCAAAUCCAAGUGAGAAUGGUACUAAACGUUUUCGCAGCGAUGCUCCAGUAAUUGGCACGCACAGUGGCACAUUCCAUUGUGAUGAAGUGUUGGCUUGCUUUAUGCUCAAACAACUGCCGGAAUAUAAAAAUGCGUCAAUUUUUAGAAGCCGUGACGAUAAAAUGUUACUUGAGAAAUGUGAUAUAAUUGUAGAUGUUGGCGGUGAAUUUAAUCAUCAGAAAAAAUUAUACGAUCACCAUCAAAGAAGUUUUGUAGAAACGCUCAGUACGUUGCGCCCAGAACUGGGCGAUGAAUUUAAAAUCAAACUUAGCAGCGCUGGUCUUAUUUAUGCUUAUUACGGUGAGCAUGUAAUUGAAAGUGUUCUGCAAGAGAAUGGGAAAGCACCAUUGUCUC
Rhagoletis pomonella (apple maggot) is the source of this 556-nucleotide messenger RNA. RefSeq names its product MYG1 protein C27H6.8-like. Gene Ontology annotation, cellular component: nucleus; cytoplasm. NCBI's taxonomy places the organism in Eukaryota, Metazoa, Arthropoda, Insecta, Diptera, Tephritidae. The record is from RefSeq and is a predicted model, not a curated record.